GACCUCACAGUGUAGCAUGCUCAACUUCAAAAUUUAUGUGCCCAUCGUGUGUCUCUCCGCAAAUUUAGAACUCGUCUCACUUAUCUCCUUGUAAUAUUAUCUAACAGCCAACUAAGUAUCAAUGCUAGUCACCCUUUAGCCUUCCUGGCGAAAGAAUUUGGAUUUUACGCCACAACAGAACAUGGCGUUGGCCAAAGUCGGCCAUUUGGGAUAUGACACAAUGAAGUUUGAGAAAGCACUAAAGCGGAUUCCAUGCAGAGAAACGCAAAUCGGCAAACUUAUCUCGCUGUUCGGGGGCAAGGAAAGUGUCCCGUGCCCGGCGAUUUUCGUUUACGGUCACACUGCCACAGGGAAAUCAUUGGUUGUUAAAACAUUGUUAAAAGUCCUUGAGUUGCAGCAUGUAUUGGUCAAUUGUGUGGAGUGUUUUACAGGGAGGCUGCUUUAUGAACACAUUCUAUACCAACUGGAAGAUAUCGAUGAUGGCACUGACCUAUUUCCACCACGCUGUGAGAAUGUUGCUGAAUUUCUACGACUACUAAAGCUUAAAGCCACUAAACUCAACCUUGAAAAGGAAACCUUGUAUAUAGUUCUCGAUAAAGCUGAGCGUUUACGUGAUAUGGAUGCUAAUGUAUUGGCUGGCUUUUUACGCCUUCAGGAACUGGCUGGUUUGAAUUUUUGUGUUAUUCUUUUGAGUGAAAUAACUUGGGAGAAAUUUUUUACAGGAACUGGGUUCCUGGAUCCAAUUACGGUGCAUUUUCCUGAUUACUCUAAGUCUGAACUUCAAAAGAUAAUGUGCCUUGAUCGCCACGAAGAUCACCCGCUGGAAUUUUAUGGCUCUUAUUGUCAGCUCCUUCUCAGUGUGUUCCAUACGGUCUGCAGGGAUCUCAAUGAACUGCGACACUUGGCUGCACUCCACUUGACCAAGUACUGUGAGCCAAUCACGAACAAUGAAGCAACUUUCAAUGAUAGCCACAAGUUGUGGCGUAAUAUUAACCCGCAUUUGAAACGGGCACUCAACACUGUUUACUUACGCGAGGUAUCAAGUGAACAAUGGGAAGCAAUGUUGACGCAAGAAGCUCAGACUGAUAGUGGAGGCAGCUCAUUAAUAGUUCCCCAGAGAUCCCACAUUGAGUUGCCAUUCUAUUCAAAAUAUCUGCUAGUAGCUGCCUACAUUGCCUCUUACAACCCACCUCGCACAGAUAAAAGGUUCUUUUCCAAGAAGGCUCCCAGAAUGUCAAACAAAGCGAAAGCUGCAGCUAAAACCAACAAAGGAAGGGUCAACUGUCAGCUCACAGGUCCCAAGGCAUUCCCACUUGAUCGUCUUAUGGCUAUAUUCUAUACUAUUGUCGAAGACAACGUGGCGCCCUCUGCGAGCAUUCUCUCACAGAUCACAUCACUAGUCUCCCUCAACUUACUAUCACAGACCUCAGCUGAUGAUCAGAUUGAUGCAGCCAAGUAUAAGUGCUUGGUCAGCUUCGAUUUCAUUCGAGGGAUAGCAAAGCAGUUAGAUUUCGACAUUGUGCAGUAUCUGUUUGACUUUGUGUAACUGAUGCCAAUCAUAGAAUCAUAUGGUCAAACUCCAUUCAGCAGCAGACACAACACAAAAUCCCCAGAUACUUGAGCUGUUAACAGGCCCGUAGCCCGGAUUCUGAGCAGGGUAGUUCGUUUUUCCAUUUCAGCGGACCAAAUUUCCGGUAUACCCCUCCCCUUAUUACAUUAGGUAAUCAAUCUUGUAUCUAAAAUGUUACUAAUAGGGUACUUUUUAACAUAAAGCGGUAAUAAUAAAGAUAAUUAUUAUAAAAA
Molecule: messenger RNA, 1803 nt
Organism: Nematostella vectensis (starlet sea anemone)
Lineage: Eukaryota; Metazoa; Cnidaria; Anthozoa; Actiniaria; Edwardsiidae
Product: origin recognition complex subunit 5
Exons: 5
Coding region: 182-1546 (454 amino acids)
Biological process (GO): DNA replication; DNA replication initiation
Cellular component (GO): nucleus; nuclear origin of replication recognition complex
Molecular function (GO): DNA replication origin binding
Source: RefSeq, a predicted model, not a curated record